Cyclospora cayetanensis is the source of this 2313-nucleotide messenger RNA. RefSeq lists its product as uncharacterized. The record is from RefSeq and is a predicted model, not a curated record. The transcript has a single exon. Bases 1 to 2313 code for a protein of 770 amino acids. Gene Ontology annotation, cellular component: nucleolus. Lineage: Eukaryota; Apicomplexa; Conoidasida; Eucoccidiorida; Eimeriidae. Gene Ontology annotation, biological process: maturation of SSU-rRNA from tricistronic rRNA transcript (SSU-rRNA, 5.8S rRNA, LSU-rRNA).
AUGGGGAAGGCUACACUGGGGACUGUGGCAACAGCGGCAGUCACCGCCGCAGCACAAUCUGCCGAGGCGAUGACGACAACGACUGCUGCUGCUACUGUUGCUUCCGCUUCUGCAGCUUCUGCAAUGCCUCGACCGGGAUGGUCUGCGUUCUCUCCUUGCGGCACCUUCUUUGCGUCUGCUGCUUCGCUUUCACUGCAGCAAGAAACGCAGCCGGAAGCACAGCAGAAGUGCAACAGCGCGAAUGUUUCUUUGCCGCGUAGCAGAAUCCGAGUUUGGCGAUGCACAGGAGCUGCGAAUUCUGCUGCUGGCGACGAAGCGACAGCAGCAGCAGAGGGCUCCCUCGAGUUUCAAAGACAGUUCAUGGGGCAUUCCAUCUGUCAGGUUGUCUUUGUAGAGCUCCCGAGCGGCAGCUCCAAGAGCAGCAAGUUGCUGCUGGUUAUCGGAACUGAGGCAGGAAUGAUUGCUGCCAUGGAUUGCAUGAACGGUGGAGCCCUUAUGUUUUCGUUGCACUUGAACGUGUCUGCGGAGGCAGCCGCGGCAGAAGAGGACGAUGAAACAGCAGCAAUGGCUGCCGCUGCUACUGCUGCUGGAGAUGGUGGAGGGGGGGCAGGGGGGACCGCUGUAAGAGCGCUGCUGCCGCUCCCAAGCAGCCGCAGCAGCAGCAGCAGCGGCAGCGAGCUGCUGGUGCUGCUGCGGAGAUCCCCCGCAGUCUCUUCGCUCGUAAUUAUCGAUUUGCUGCACGAAGGGCAAGUGCUGCGAGGAACAGACAUUGCGCGAGGCUUUGCUCAGGCGAUCUUGGUGCAAAGGGAUCCGACAGAACGCCAGCUGGUAAUCUUGAGCAGCGGCAGCAGCAGCCAGGGCAGCAGCAGCAGCAGCAACAUUGUAGUUUUCGAUUUGGAGGAGCAGAAGCUCGUGGCGAAGCUGCAGGGGGGAAGCGCUGCCUUUAGCGCCGUGGCUGCCGACGCAACGACUGGCCUUGUCGCUGCCAUCUGCUGCAGAGGAACGCAUGCAGAGCAGCAGCAGCAGCAGGUAGCUCUUUGGCGUCUGCCGCCUGAAGUAUUUGGCGAGAAUAAUAAAAAGACGACCUUGAAGAAGCUGAAGAUCCCUGUGUGGGGUGUGGUGGCAUACCACCAGCGACUGUUGCAGCUGGCGCUGCUGCACAGCCUCAGCAGUGUCGGUACACCCCAAGAGCAGCAGCACGCGCAGGCUCCGCUUUUCCUGACCUGCCUUACAGAGCAGCAACAGCUGGUCUGUUGGCUAGUAGACACUGCAGCCGCUGCUGUUCCCUCAGCGCCACUCCUCUCCAUCCUUACUCAGGGUGCAGCAGCAGCAGCAGGUAGCUCUUUGGCGUUGACAGCGUCUCCUGGAAGGGAGCACAGCGCUGCAACGGGUGUCUUCUUCAUGCAGCAGCAACUGAUGCUGCAGCGACAGGUUCUGCUCGUCGCUAGAGGUGACCUUCUGGCUCCCUUUUUCCACAUUGCAGAGUUGCGAGGCUCGGCAGGAGAAGCAGCGGCAAAGGAGAAGGGGGAGCCGCUCGUCUUGCCAACAAGAAGUAGCUGCAGAGACGAUAAGUGCGGCUUGCAGCGUGUCGAGCCCGUCCAAGCAGAAGGGGCGAAACGAGAUCGCCGACGUACUAGCGUCAGCGGCGGGAGGCUUCCCAGCAGCCUUACCAGCGGGGAAGAAGCAUCAGCAGCAGCUAACGCCAUUAUGCCGAACGAUGCAGCCUUGUCGAGUUUGAAGCGGGGUGCACUGAGCACUGUCAGUGGCAAGGCAGGGGAAUCUCAAAAGAGGCAGCGACAGGAGGCAGCAGUUGCAGCAGCAGCAGCGAGCACUAAUAGCAGCAGCACUAAUAGCAGCAGUAAUAAUGUGGGGUCGAUCCUGCGGCAGGCUCUGCUGACGGCAGAUGUGCCUCUCUUGGAAUCGAUUUUGUCGCAAGGCCAAUUGAAGAAGAAGGAGAUCGCAGCGGCAGCAGCAGCGUUAACCCCCUCCCAUGCCUUGUCGCUGCUGCAGUUGCUCGUACAGCAGCAGCAGCAGAAACCAAGCAGCAGCAUCUGCAAGGGCCCCUGGAUCGAGGAGAUCGUGAAGCACCACGCGCCAUCCCUCGCAUGCACUCCCGAUGGGAGGCAACAGCUUGUGCUCCUUCAGAAGCAGCUGCAGCAGAGGCGGCAGGUUGAAGGGGCCCUUGUGAAGAUCAAGGCGAGAGUAGAGCUCCUUAUGCUUCACAUAGAGCAACGCGAGCAGCAGCUCAUGCUGCAGCAGAAGAUGCAGCAGGAUGCGCUGCAGCCCCUCAUCGAGCACACAGAGGCUCCGUAG